AUGUCAAUCCGAGGUGUGAACGCACUUUUCAAUGCCCUCAAGACAGUCUUCGAGCUUCUACGUCCAGAGCUCUGGCAGCGCAGAGCCGCUGCAAUGUACUUGCUGCUUCUCUCCUACUGGGCGCUCAGCAUUCCUGGAGUGUUUACUCCUCCCACAUUGACAGCCAUCCAAGCAAAUUACACUACAACUUCGCCUAUGAAUGUCACAGUCCCGAACAUUUCCGAUCCAAACCAAGUCAAUCGCUCUGCGAACAUUCUUCCUGCGAGCGCCAGUAUACCCUCUGCCAAUCCUGACAACUUCCUCUUCGACGGUGCACGAACGAUCUACUCCAGGCUGGCUAGCGCCACAGGCUCUUCCGGCGCGGUACUUUGGGUACCGCCAGAAAGCCCUCAAUCUUCCUUCGAGCUCAACUUCCGCGCUCCACACGCGGUUUGUCACGACGCAAAUGGCACAGUCCAAGGCAUCAUCGAUGCAAUAAUGCAGUCCGAGAAUGAUGCACUUGCUCCCAGUGGCUUGUAUCAGGCUUUCUCGUAUUACGCCUUCGUGCCUUCGUACAAUUCGAGCAUGGACGGGACAUCUGUCGUGGCCCCAGACGGAACGAACAUAAGCGCAAUUACUCAUCCCAGAGCACAAAGCGCGCCUACCAAUGCGGUCAAUGAGGUUUGGAUGACAUACUGGCGUUUUCUUGAGGAUGCUGGAGGACGACGUGUCGUGAACAGCAACGGGAGCUAUGUCCCUGAGCAGAAGUACUCCGUAUGCGCCCUUUGGGAUGCCACCUACACGGCCGAGCUGUCUUACAGCAAUGGGAUACAGACGGUCACCGAGAAGAGGAUCGAUCUCGCGUCAGCGGUGCCGUACUCCAACACAGAUCCCAGCGAACCAUCUGAUCUCGUUCAACUUGCAUACAGUGCUUAUUUUGCGGUCCUUGCAGACCAGAUUGUCGGCUCUAUGGGUCUGGUGAUGAAACGGUCAGCUACUCCAGCAACGCCUGCGUACAGCUCGUUCGACAGCCAGAUUGUGCACUCCAGUCUCCUCGGCAGCAACGACCUGGAUUUCGUCUUCCAUCAAAACCAGCAGCUCAAGGGUGUCCCCGCGGACAUGAUAUCAAAGCCUUACCUUCUCAAGGAUCAGAGACUCGCAGACAAGGCUUUGGCACAGAACCAGACGCUACCAUUCCUAUUCGAGCAGCUGGCUUUCAACUUCACCAUGAGUCUGCGAAGCAACCCCCUCCUGUGCACUACGGUUCUGGCGAAUGUCACUCAAACGGCGCAGGUGAACAUAUACCAAUACAACGUCCGCAACCUUUGGAUUGUGUAUGGUGUGGCCGACUUGCUCGCCAUCAUCGCCGUAUGCAUCGGCGUGUUCUUGAUUGAAAUGGAGCAUGCGACCGAAAACAACUUCGUAGCAGUGAUUCUUUCCCUCGCUCGGUACCUUCCCCUAUCCGAUAUGUUCACCAACUGCUGCGACGAACAUUUUCCGCCUGUGGAGCCAGUUGUCGACGAUCAAGUGCGGAUUGAGAAUAGGGAUGGGGCUGGAUUUGGCUUCCAUGUUGUGGGACGAAGAGAAACGGUAAUGCAAUGGCUUGCCAGAAGUCAGUGGGUUCGAUUGGUAUCUCGUCCUUUGCCAAGCUACAACCCGGAGGACGAAGCGAGCGUGCAGCUGGACACUGUUGGGAGUGACGGACAUGAUCCGGACACUCCUCUUACUGCAGGCAUAGCUCGAUAG
Molecule: messenger RNA, 1725 nt
Organism: Baudoinia panamericana UAMH 10762
Lineage: Eukaryota; Fungi; Ascomycota; Dothideomycetes; Mycosphaerellales; Teratosphaeriaceae
Exons: 3
Coding region: 1-1725 (574 amino acids)
Source: RefSeq, a predicted model, not a curated record